AUGCAAAAUUUUGUUAACUUGGGUCAUAUAAGAACUAAUAAUGCAAUUUCAGAGAACCAUAAUAAAGAAUUGAAAAAUAUUGAAGAAAUUAGUAAAAUUGAUGAAAAUAAUGAGAAUAAUAAUGAUAAAAACUGUUUAGUAAAUGAAAAUAUACAUGAUGAUACAUCUAAUAUAUGUAAUAAUAGAAUUGAUGAAAAACACACAAUAACACAUUCAAAGACAAAAGAUAUUGUUGAUAAAAAUUUUCUUAUUUAUUCAUCUAAUUAUUUAAGCAAUAAUAGAACUGGGGAAAUUUUAAAUAAUGAUGUAUUAAACACAAAAAACUUAGAAGAAGCUGUUAAUAGAAGAAGAAAAAUUAGAGAAAUGAUAUCAGCAUAUAAUUCAUUAAACUUAUCUAGUUGUGAUUUAAAUAACGUAGAUAUUCAAAAAAAAAUAUCAUUACAUAAUUUUGAAUACAAUAAUAAUGAAGAUGAUAAAUGCGAAAGUGCUCAUAAGAGUAAUGAAAUAAAACAAAACUAUUCAGAUAAAUUUGAUAAAAACCAAAAUAUGAAGGAUAAUAAUCUUAAUUAUGAUUCAAGUAUCACAUGUAAAAAUAAUGUAUUAUCAUUAAAUAAUUAUUCCAAUAACUGUAAUAAAGAUAUUAUAAAAGCAAGGAUAAGUGAAAAUAUACUAAAUAAAUCAUUUAUUAAUGAUGAUGAUGAAAUAGAUGAUUACAAAACAUUUUUAACACUUGAUAGUAAUCAAACCAUCUUUAAGAAAAAACCUCUUAAACUUCCAGAUAUUUCAUUUCUUAAUAGUAAAAGUAGGAAUUAUAAUUCCAUAUGUAAUAAUAAUAAUGAUGAUGAUAGUAAUAAUGAUAUUCUAAGAAAGAAAAUAAUUUAUGAAAAGUUAGAUUUAUCAUCAUCUUAUUAUGAAGACAAUCAAAAUAUGAGUUUUGCAUCUCAAUAUAAUAGUGAACAUUCUGCCAUACAAAAAAGAGCAGGUAUAAAUGAAUUUAAUAAAAAUUAUGUAAAUAACAACUUUAAUUUUCAUGAAUUGAAAAAUGAAAGUAAAAAUAAUAUAGUUAAGAAUUAUAUAAAAAUCAAUAAAGUAGAAAAUUCAAAUAUAGAACAAUUAAUUAAUAAUAAUAUAAGUAAUUCUAAUAAUUAUGUAGAUAAUAAAGUUAAACGUUAUGCACAAAAGAAUUUAAAAGAAAAUAAUUAUGAAAAUAAAUUAUUACCUAAAAAUGCUUUUGAUAUUUCCUAUUUUAAAUAUUCUACUCUACAUAAUAGUAGAAAAACUAGUGAUAUAAAUAAUAAUAUACAUAAUAGUAUAAUAAAAACUAAAAAUGAAGAAAAUACAAAAUUUAUGAAUGAAAUUAGUAAUACAAGUAUCAUCUAUCCAUCUGAAAAUAAAUGUAGUAAUAUAUCUGAAAAUGUAAGUAAAAAAGAACAUAACAUUUAUAGUAAUAGUAAGUAUGCGAAUACAUAUGAUGAAAAUAUAAAUGAUAAAGUAAAUUUUACUCUUGAAGAGAAAGCUUAUAUGAACUCCUCAUAUAUUAAAAAUUUAGAAAAGUUUAAAGAAUUAUUAUUUAAUGCAACGAAAGAUAAUUUAAAUGAGUAUAUAAAAUGCUUACAAAAUAUUAAUAAUAAGAAAUUAAAAAAUUAUAAAUAUUAUGUUAAACAAGUAAAUAACUAUAAUAUAAGUCAAUAUUUAAAUACUACUUUUAAAGCAUCUGUUCCUCAAAAAAAUAUUAAAGAAUCGAUGCUGAAUAAUUCAGAUACAUUUUCUUCGAUACAAAAAUGCAUAAAUGAAAGUGAUGAUUUAAGUACAACAACUUAUAGUGACAAUAGUAGCAGUAGUAAUUUUGAAUACAAAGAUUUAAUAAAUAGUAAUAAUAACAAUAAUAAUUUUAGUUUGAAAAUUUAUAAAGGCAAAAAAAAAUCUCAUUUAAAGAAUACAAGUACAUUAUCAACCACUCCUACUAAUGAAAUUAAUUCAUGUUCUGAAAAAGUAAAAAAUAAAAUAAGCUUUAGUUUAUUAAAUAAAAAUAAAGAAAAGAAAUAUGAUAAAAGUAGUUAUAAUAAUGUUAGACCAAAAAUGUCAACUGUUGUAAUUAAUAAAAAUGAUUUUCUAAAUAUUAAAGAAAAUCAUUCUUAUAAUUUAAAAAGAUUAGAUAAUUUAAAUGUAAAAAAAAUAAAAAAAGACGAGGAUUUAGAUAAAAAUGAUAGUUUUAAAAAUAACUAUAUUAAUAAAACUUUAAAAAAAAAUAGUUUGUAUGAAACUUUAGGGAAAUAUAUUACUGAGGAAAAACUUUACAAUUCUGAUUAUGCAAAAAAUUAUAAUAAUUAUGAUAAAAAUAGUUUUAAAGAAUAUGAAUAUAUACAUUCUUUAAAAAAAAAAGAGAAAAAAAAAAAAAAAAAAUAUAUCAAUAAUAGUAUUUAUGUAUAUAAUUCUAAAAAUAAAAAUAAAUAUUAUUUUCCUUUUAAUACAGAUUCUGAAGAUUAUAUUAAGCAAGUAAAUGAUUCAUCUCUUUCUAUGUUACAAAGUAAUUCAUGCGAAAAUAAUUACAAAGAACUAUUAUCUAAUGAAGAAUUAAACAAAUCAAAUAAUCAAACCAAUAAUACUACAAAAAAUAAAAAUGUAUUACAUAUGAAUAAUCUUGAUAAUAACAAAUAUGAAAAAUGUAAUUACCAUGAGUCAGAUAAGUCCCUAAGACAAUCAUCCAUUAAUUGCACAGAUGAUUUAAUAAACAAAAAUGUACUGUGUAAUAUAAAUCAAGAUAAUAUGAACGAGAAAAGUUUUUAUGAAUUUGGAAAUAUUAGAACCAAUGAGAUUAUUAAUGUAAAUAAUAGCUAUGAAAAAAAUAGGAAUAAUAUAAAUAAAGAAGAUUUUAGUAACAUAAAUUUUUUAAAGAAUGGAAAUUCUAUUAAUAUUCAUGAUAAUAUUUCGAAGAAUAAAAAAACGGAAAGUGAUGAUAUGUUGUAUACACAAAAUCAUGCUUAUAUGAAUAACAUUAAUGACAAUUAUUUAAAUGAAAAAAAAAAAUUAUUUUUGAUAAAAAAAAAUUCAGAAGAUUUUCCUAUGUGUGAUGAAAAAUUAAUCAAAACAGAUUCUGUAAAUAGAGAACAUAAUUAUAUUUCAUAUAAAGAUUAUAACUUAAAUAAAAAUUCAUUUUAUUUUAAUAAUGCAAAUAGCAAAAAUAAAUUAAAUGAUAUUAUGAGAAAAAAUGAAAAUAUUUUAAUGAAUAAUAUAAAAAGAGAAGACCUCAAUAAUUCUAUAUGUGAAAAUAAAAAAGAAAAGGAGAAUGAAAGCAUUGAUGUUUUAAAUUUUAAUUUUCAAAAUAAUCUACAUAAUAAUGUCAACUUAAGUAAAAACAAAUUCGAAGUAUCAAAUAAUAUUCAAGAAUAUCAUCAUAAUUGCGAAUUUCCUGAACAUGUAAAUAAAAAUUUAGGAAAAGAUAUUAAAGAAAUCAUGAAAAAUAACAAAACAAGAAUAGAAAAUAUAUAUGAUAAUGAAGAAAAUCAAAAUGAUCUUUAUUUAAGUGAAAAUACAAGUGAAAUGAAAUAUAAUAUAAAUGAAAAUACAGAUGAUAAUAAAACAGUUCAUCCAUCUUUAAACAAAUUUGAUUACUUUUAUAAAUCUAUAAAGGAAAAUUCUUUUUCCACUAACUCAUGUAAUGGAGGUAUUGAAAAUGAAAGUGUUAUCAGAUGUUCACUUGAUAGUUUUAAUGAAGAAUUUGAUAAUCCAAUUUCAGCACCUACACCCGCAGCGUCUAGUUUUUCUAAUAUAAGCUUAAGCUCAUCAUGCAAUAAAAAUUUUAACAAAUGGAAUAUAUUAAACAUAAAUAAUAAUCAAACUAAUAAUAUAAAUGAAAUUCAUAAUCAUUUGAAUAAUCAAAGCUAUUAUGCGAACAUUGAGAAGUUCAAAAAAGAUAAUUUAUAUAAUUAUAACAACAAUCGUAAAAUUAACUCUGAUAAAAGUAACACUGAUAAUGAAAAUUACAAUAAUAGUAAUGAGAAAAACAUAAAUGUAAAUUCAUUAAAUGAUAAGAAUAUGAAUAAUAUUUAUGAAAAUUAUAUACAUGAGAACAAUAAUAAUAAAGAUAAAUGUUCUUAUUUUGUUAAUAAUUCUAUUAAUAAAAAAUAUGAAAAAUCAGAUGUUUCUACAGAUCUUUUAAAAAAUAACACAAAUUAUAUAGAACAUAAUUUUGAUUUUAUGAAUAAUAAAAAAGGUAAUGAUAAUUCACAAAUAUCAGUAGAUAAAAAAUAUAUCCAUUUCACUAAUUCUUUUAAAAAUAACGUAAAUAAAAAAAAUAUUUUUGAUACAUUAAGUGAAAGUAGUAUAAAUAAUAGAAAAAGUGUAAAUAGCAUUAUAACAAAUAAUAUAAACAAUUUGGAUAAAAAUUUUAUUCAUAAUAAUGAAAACCUUAUUAAUCCAAAAUCAUUAUAUAAAGAGAUAGACAACAAUUAUUCUUCUAAAAAAAACAAUUCAUUUGAAACGUUAAAUAAUAAUUUAAUAAAUUUAACAGAGCCAAAUUGGAAUUAUAAAAAAACAGAUAAAAAUAAUACUAGAAAAAUAGUAAAUACAUUAGAAAUAAAAAACAUAAAGAUAAACACAAAACAGGGAAUAUUUGAAAUAACACCUACUGGAGAAGUAAUUUUUACAUUUUUAGGAAGAUCAGAAAUCAAAAAAUAUAAAAAUGUAAAAAAAAAAAAUAUUAAUAUAGAUAUAUCAAAGCCAAGAAAAUUAUUAUUUAUAAUUGAAAUAGAUGGAAUAAAUAUCAAAAUAAAAGACCUAUUAAUGAAUGAAAUUCUAGACUACUAUAAUAUAUUUGAAGAGGAAUUGCCAAAAGCACACAAUGCAAGAUAUGAAUAUGCAUAUAAUGUAAUUGAAACGUUAAAAAAGCAUACACCUAAAGUGUCUUUAAAAAAAAAAUGGUUUGGUAUAUAUAAUUUAAUGAGUAACGGAAGUACUCCUGAUUUUACUGCUAUACUUAACAACAAUAUGUUUAUUGAAAAAGUUGAAAUUAAAAACAAUCAUGUAACAUUUAUUUUAAAAGAUAGAACUAGUAUAACUUUACACAUUGAUGAUUUAAAUGGAAUAACUACAAACUUUACUAAAAAAACAAUAGAAAAAAAAGAAAAAAUUGAAAAUAAUAUUAAAGAAAAAGAUAAUUUUAUAAAGGAAAUGAAAGGAGAUAAUGAAGAUAUAAAAGUAAUUUUAAUGAAUUUGCAAAAAUUAUUACAAAAGACAGGAGUAUCUAUUGAUAUAAUUAUUCAAAAUUGGUGUGAUACUUUACAUGCCUAUUCUUAUUGUCUUAAUUUAUUAACAAAAGGAAAUACAGAAUAUACAUUGAAACUAAAAAAAACAUUAGCAUAUAUAACAGAAAAAACUGAAAUUCACAAAAGGAACAUUUAUUUUUCCAUAUUUCCAAUAAUAGUAGAAGAAUGA
This is a messenger RNA of Plasmodium gallinaceum, 5433 nucleotides long. Its product is annotated as conserved Plasmodium protein, unknown function. The record is from RefSeq and is a predicted model, not a curated record. The coding region runs from base 1 to 5433 and encodes 1810 amino acids. Gene Ontology annotation, molecular function: protein binding. The transcript has a single exon. NCBI's taxonomy places the organism in Eukaryota, Apicomplexa, Aconoidasida, Haemosporida, Plasmodiidae.